Molecule: messenger RNA, 840 nt
Organism: Aspergillus mulundensis
Lineage: Eukaryota; Fungi; Ascomycota; Eurotiomycetes; Eurotiales; Aspergillaceae
Product: methionyl-tRNA formyltransferase
Exons: 2
Coding region: 1-840 (279 amino acids)
Biological process (GO): conversion of methionyl-tRNA to N-formyl-methionyl-tRNA
Cellular component (GO): mitochondrion
Molecular function (GO): methionyl-tRNA formyltransferase activity
Source: RefSeq, a predicted model, not a curated record
AUGGCCUUGAUCAACCCAUUUGCAUGCAAACUCAUGGUUUUAGCCCCCCGUGUACCCCGAAGGACCCAUCAAUCUGAUAGUGGCCGUGUCGUUUGGGCUUUUUGUGCCGCCACGGAUCCUCAAUGGUGCCAGAUACGGUGGCAUAAACGUCCAUCCGUCGUUACUUCCCGAACAUUACACCUUAAGCAUUUUGAUCACGGAACAAUUCUUGCGCAAACACCGUCUCCUGGAUUUGAGAUACCGAACCCUGAUUCAUGCACAGUUGCGGAGCUGUUGGAUAUUGUCGCUUCCAAAGGCGCAGAGUUGUUACUCGAGGGCAUCCGAGAGGGGUUGUUUGUCCCACCAGUCAAGGAUGCUGGCUGGUAUUCGACUCAACAGAAAGACCUGAUACAUGCUACAAAGAUCACGCCUGAAGACAAACAUAUUGAUUGGGCUACGUGGACGUGGGCAGAUGUCAGUCGGCGGGAGCGCGUGCUGGGACCGUUGUGGAGCAAGUCUCUGGUCCUUGGCGAAUCAUCUGGCCCUACUCCGAGUUUCGAACAGCGAAGGGUCAUUCUCAGUGAGUUCGAAGAGGUACGACCCUUGAACGAAAGUGAGGUAUUUGCCGUCGUUCCAGGACUACCGUUUAUAGAUGGUGAACACACAGUCAAGUCUGAUGCAAAAAAGGGAGUAUAUGUCUUUACCAAAGACAGGAAGCUAGUCAGAAUUCACAGUAUGAAGGUGGAAGGCCGGCCAAAUACCGAUGCCUUCCGGGCUGCUCUCAAAGCUCGGAUGAUCGGCAGCCACACCUUCUCAUGGAACAAUGCUUCGUUUACUCCUUUCCAUAACCCUCUCAGCUAA